GAGGAUGGACUGAUGGCGUUCCGACGAAACGUACAGGGAGCCCUGAAGGGACAGAGCGAGUGUGCGAUCUGUUACUCGGUCAUCUCGACGGAUAUGCAGACACCGAACAAGCGGUGCGCUACUUGCAAGAACACCUUCCACUCUGUUUGUCUGUUCCGGUGGUUCAAGAGCAGCAACCAGAGCACCUGCCCGCUGUGUCGGAACAACUUUGUUUAUGUAUAAAAGCGUUGUUGGACAGUGGUUUAGUUUAUGUAUAUCAAUGUAUUGCUAGACUUGUGUAGCUAGAUAGAUAAGAGAAUCAACAAUUCAGGGCGACCUCUUAUGUCACCGCUGCGGGGAAAGGUCUCCCCUCACAAAAUUCCCCACGAACACCUCCCACAUUCCUAAGAUAAACACACACCCCUUCUAAAAUGUCCGCCCCUCAAAUCCCCAACCUCAACAGCCUCCGACGCAGAGAAGGUCCAGGUCGCCUCCGAUCUCGCGGCGGCGGGGUUGGCCCCGACGCAUCAUCAGCCUCCAAAGACCGCGUGGUGCAAAACACAGAUAACGACGCCAGUGUGUCGCGGUUGAGCGCAGUGCGAUUGGGAUAUAUCGAGGAUCGGUUUGCGCAGCCAUUGACACCUGCUGGAUUAGAGACAAGGAGGUUUCCUAUUAUCAAUCGAGGAACGUACGUUCGAACGACUGCGAUUGAUCGUCUUGUUUCUCGGUUUGUCGAGUCGCAUACGGAACAGCAUACGAAGAAACAGAUUAUUUCGCUGGGAGCAGGCACAGAUACGCGUGUUUUCCGAUUGUUUUCUUCGACAACACCGCGCUCCGAUGUGAUUUACCAUGAGAUCGACUUCCAAGUCAACACGGCAGCCAAGAUCAAGGCUAUCCGCUCAUCACCCGCUCUACAGGGCGCAUUGAAAAAUGACUCUAGCCCCGGGGUAUCAAACGACAUAAAGAUCUCAGACACAGGAGACGCACUCCAUUCACCCCGCUAUCACAUCCACCCCCUCGACCUACGCUCAUUAUCCAAGUCCACACCAGACCCAAUCCCCACGCUUCAAGAUGUCGACCCAACCCUCCCAACCCUCCUAAUCUCCGAAUGCUGCCUCAUCUACCUCCCCCCCGACCAAGCAGACUCUGUCGUUCACCACUUCACGACCACCAUCUUCCCACCAACCACAUCAUUGGGCCUAAUCAUCUACGAACCCAUCCGUCCCGACGACCCCUUCGGCCGGAUAAUGGUAUCCAACCUCGCGACGCGGGGUAUCCAUCUGCAAACGCUGAAUAAGUACGCUAGUUUGGAUGCGCAGCGGAGGAGGCUAAGAGAGCAGGGGUUCGAGGGGGGCCAGGCGGCUGCUGAUAUUGAUUUUAUAUGGGAGAGCUGGGUGAGUGAGGGGGAGAAGGAGAGGGUUGCGGGUUUGGAGAUGUUGGAUGAGAUUGAGGAGUGGAGGUUGUUGGCGGGGCAUUAUUGUGUUGCUUGGGGGUGGAGGGGGGAUGAUUUUGAUUGUUGGAGGGAUGUUCAAGGACAGAAGUAGCGCUGAGCUGGACUGUAUAUUGACGGAUGUACGGAUGUAUUCCGGACGUGUACUUCGUAGGAUAGAGGCCUUAGCGGAAGUACAAAGGACUAGUCUCGGUAGAAUCGCAUCGGAUACGGCGCAUAGAUCCGCGUUCAAAGUUCGGUGGUCAAUAGAACCCAGACCAUCAAGGAUCCGAAUACCCGGAAUUCUCGAAGGAUUUAAUUGCGAUAAGCCCGCUAAUAUAACCCACUCCUACUACUGGUACCAACUCACGGAACCAUCAAGUUCCUCGCGCUUCACGCGCCGGGCCCGAUCCGCUACUAGUCCUCCAUGCAGCUCCCUUCGCCUUUGCAUUCUCCAAAGC
Messenger RNA from Aspergillus glaucus CBS 516.65, 1869 nucleotides. It is a transcript of the gene ppm1, whose product is annotated as protein C-terminal leucine carboxyl O-methyltransferase ppm1. The record is from RefSeq and is a predicted model, not a curated record. The transcript has 2 exons. Gene Ontology annotation, biological process: C-terminal protein methylation. NCBI's taxonomy places the organism in Eukaryota, Fungi, Ascomycota, Eurotiomycetes, Eurotiales, Aspergillaceae. The coding region runs from base 411 to 1523 and encodes 370 amino acids. Gene Ontology annotation, molecular function: protein C-terminal leucine carboxyl O-methyltransferase activity.